AUGAGUUUAAACGAUAUCAAAGUACCUGUGGAGGUGAACCCUACCGAAGACACGGAAUGGAACGACAUUCUCCGGGCUCACGGUAUUAUCCCAGAGAGACCAAAAUCUCCCACAGAAGAGCUUGAAAGGCUUCUUGAAGAACAAGUUCAGAAACAGCAUGAAAAUCGUCUCGAACACAAGACUAUGGACGAAUUGGAUGCCUUGGAAGAUGAGGAGGACGAAGAAUUUUUGGAGGAGUACAAAAAUAAGCGGUUCGAACAGCUCCAACAGCUCCAGCAACGGUCAAAAUACGGAUCGGUGUUGCCCAUUACAAAACCUGAGUACGAGGAGGAAGUGACGCUUGCGUCGGAGAACUGUUAUGUUUUCGUGCACAUGUCGUUGCAACUGGCCGUUCAAAGUCGCCUUCUCAGUGUGAUCACGACGUCAUUGGCGCAGAAGUUUCCCGAGGUGAAAUUUGUAGAAAUUCCCGCCAACAGAUGCGUAGAGAACUACCCAGAUGCAAACUGUCCUACGAUUAUGGUUUAUCAUAAGAAGAAUAUUGUGAAACAGUUUGUGACUCUCACGCAAUUGGGUGGAAGCGAUUGUAAGACCCCAGACAUCGAGAGCGUCUUGGUCGAGGUGGGUGCUGUGGAUGCUGCCAACGAGAGGCUUGAAAACAACCAGCUCGAUGAGGAUCUAGAGGAGACAAGACGUCUCCGGUUUGUGAAAAAAUCUAUAAGAGAUGCACCAGAAGAUGAUGACAGUGACUUCUACGACUAA
Messenger RNA from Australozyma saopauloensis, 759 nucleotides. RefSeq lists its product as uncharacterized. The coding region runs from base 1 to 759 and encodes 252 amino acids. Gene Ontology annotation, cellular component: cytoplasm. The transcript has a single exon. Gene Ontology annotation, biological process: protein folding. The record is from RefSeq and is a predicted model, not a curated record. Lineage: Eukaryota; Fungi; Ascomycota; Pichiomycetes; Serinales; Metschnikowiaceae.